Molecule: messenger RNA, 1805 nt
Organism: Cyclopterus lumpus (lumpfish)
Lineage: Eukaryota; Metazoa; Chordata; Actinopteri; Perciformes; Cyclopteridae
Gene: cfap184
Product: coiled-coil domain containing 96
Exons: 3
Coding region: 68-1414 (448 amino acids)
Biological process (GO): cilium assembly
Cellular component (GO): axoneme; ciliary basal body
Source: RefSeq, a predicted model, not a curated record
AAGUGCACGAGCUCUACAGCUAUAGAGAAAUGUAAUAAUACUUUUGGGUAUUCUUUUUCUAUUGAACAUGGAUAGAGAGACAGACAAUGAUGGGGUGCUGUCAGCAGAUGCCUCCAGUGAGGAGGUUCAUGGAAAGGGAAAGGAAGGUGUCCACGCUGAAAUGAUUGCAUCAGAUCAUGAUGAAGAAAACUCUAAAAGCCCUAGAGGGGCCCGUGUUGAAGAAGAGGCCACUUGUGAACCAGAAGAGAACCGUGGAAAUGUUGAUUUCAUCAACACAAGUGAAGAUUUGGAUGUGAAGAAGAAUGAAGUCAACGACCCGCCAAUAUCCAACGAUGGGCGUAUUGUUUUUGAAAUCAACAGCAUUGAUGGCGAUGGACCUCCCAGACUGCAUCUCGAGAACACCAGUCCACCACAGGAGGAAGACGAGGCUGAAGAAGACAAAUCCACUGCUGCUCCUGCAGACGAAGGAGAGGUCGGCCUCCUCCAGGAGCUGUGUGUGCACAGAAAUGAAGCCCUCAGGCAGCGCCGUCUGCUGCAGAUGAAGCUGGCAGUGCUCUUCCGUAAGAAGGCCGGGGACGACGCCCACCUGGACCGAGCCGUACCGGUGUCAGAGCAGCUGCAGCAGUAUGAAAAGUACAUUAACAUGCUGACUGACCUGAAGCAGCAGCUCGGCGCUGAUUCAGAGUCGGCUCAGCAGCAGGCAGAGGGGCAGAGGUCAAAGGCCCGAGAGAAGCUGGACACGGUGGAAGAUGAAUGGCGAGCAUUGGUGGCACAGAAGCAGGAAGUAGCUGUGGCAGCACUGAGCCGGCGCCUGGGUCAACAAGCCGCUCAGGCCGAAGUGGAGGCAACCAUGGAAACAGAGACGCUGCUGCAGCAGGAGCUGAUCAAGCAGCGCCUCAAGCACAUCAAGCUGAGGAUCAAGAUUCACAGGCUGGAGGCAGAGCUCCAUGAGGAGGACCAACAUUCCAGAGACCCCCGACAUCUCCAGUUUGAGCAGCUGCAGGCGGAGAGGCUGGAGCUGAAAAAAUACACCGAUAAGAAAAACGAGGUAUCUUCAAAGAUGCAGAAAAGUAUCAGCAGCAGCUUGGAGCUCCUUUCAAACGUGAAGGAGAAGCUGUUCUGGAGCCAGAUGGAGGUCCAGGCCCAGCGAGAGCAGUUGUCCAUGGUGGAGGCCAUGGUGGCCAGGAAGAGGGACCUCCUGACCAGGACUAGGCAGGCACGCAACGGCCUGCUGAGAGACAACUUGAGGCUGAAGGAGCAUCGUGGGCUGCUGGGGAACAGGAUCCUGCUGCGAGACUUUGAGGACACUGUGGACGCCUCCGACCAUCUGAAAGAACAACUGGAGGAUCUGAAGUGCCGACGAGUUGGGAUGGUCUUCAGUUGUGGCAGGUGGAAGAAGAAGACAACUUCAUGAAUGACUGAAUUGACACCUUAAAGUGCGAUCAGACUACAUCAGGAACAUUAACGAGCAUCAGACUUAUCUCUUGAAGUGUGUUGAACCAGAUAACAUCCACUGAGAUGGGGUCCAGACUGUUGACACAUGUCCAUGUCAUACAUCCAGUAAAACAAAUGGAUCUACACAGUAGUAACAAUAGUGUUUGAUACAUAUCGUCAACACUGUUCCAAGAAUAAACACAGAUACAUUGUGCAUGUUUUUGAUUAAUAGUCAUUUUUUUCAUGUAAAAUGUUAUUAACAAUGUUGAUCUAUUCGUCACAUGUAAUUGAUGUUUUUAUAUAUGAUAUGUUAGAACUCAUGUGAAAUAAUAAAAAUACAACAUCAUACUCACAAACAGAGAAGGAAAGCU